Molecule: messenger RNA, 6427 nt
Organism: Rhipicephalus microplus (southern cattle tick)
Lineage: Eukaryota; Metazoa; Arthropoda; Arachnida; Ixodida; Ixodidae
Product: trafficking protein particle complex subunit 12
Cellular component (GO): Golgi apparatus; TRAPP complex
Molecular function (GO): protein binding
Source: RefSeq, a predicted model, not a curated record
AGCGAUCCAGCCGAUCCAGCUGCUGGUUGAGAGGUGUAGCAGCCCUUUGGCGUCAUCUCGUUGUUGGUUUAUAUCUACGCCAGGAGAAAUGCUCGCAAACAAUUCGCACGUUCAGGCGUCUAACUGAAAGAAAAGUCUCGACCGUGGCGCAAAAGUUGUUCGGCCUACACUAUCGGCAGGAAGCGACACGCAAUGUCGGAAACAACGCACCCUCCGCCGUCCGAUGCCCUCGACUGGAGCGAAUCUGCGAACUCCGGCGCAAACUCUGACGCAGCUCCGCAGUCUGCUCCUGCUGUCGUUGAAGACGGCAGUGAAGAUGACUCGGCGCCGAUGGAAACGGUGGCUCUAGAAACGACAGACAUCUACUCGGAGGACUCUGAUGCAGGCAAGGAGACAGACCUGAAGCGGUACUUCAGCAACACGCCGACAGAUGUGGCCGCCUGCUCUUUCUUCGAUUCGUUGGCCGUUAGCACGUCGCCCAUGAUGAAGAGCGUCUCGGAGGUGAACAUGGCACAGAAGGCAGCACUGGAGGACGUAGUUCCAGAAGCACCGAUCACUACUGAGAAGCCACCUGAGGAGUCGUCCGUGUAUUUCUCUCUCGGUGACAGCACCGCCCAGGAACCCGAGAUCGCCGUCAUUGCGCAGGAAGCUGUCGAAGGCCCAACGCCCUCCUACUCCAUGCCCGCACAAGAACCUGUUGUCGUGGAGUCGGCUGAGAACAGAAAUGACUCACGGAGCGCCGGUGAAGAAGGACCUUCGUUGAGCAAGUUCUUCUCGAGCGACUGCAGCGGUGGCGACCAGGAGGGAAAAGCCUUCUUCGACGUCCUUGCUGCUGGCAUAGCUGGCGUCGAGCAGUCGGGAAGGUCGUCGGGUAGUGCCAGCCCCAUUUCCUUUGUACAGGAGCCCUGCCUGAUGGCCGAGCCCGUCGAGGACGGUGACAUCUGUGCUUACGACAGCUGGCUGCCGUCGGCUGCGACUAGAGACUUCCUCGCCAGACUUGCAACGUCCGAGCCAGGCACAGUCAUCCCGGAGCGCGAACAGCUCACCAUGCCCGGCGUCAUAAUCGACGAAUGCCAGGGUGAUACCGUCCGGGUGCUUCUUCAGGAGCACAUCAUUGACGAGGCAGGUACUCGGAGGACGCUUACGGCUGAUGAUGUCCCGCAGAAUGAAGAUGGACUGAAGCAGUUGAUUGGUGCGCAGUGUCACAAUGCGGCCAUCAACCUGACGACCAGGCUACUGACCAACGUGGGCCAAGGUCCCGGAGCCGGAGGUCAUCCGUCUAGGCACAGCCCUCACUCCCUUCAGUUGUGGUACACGCGGCUAGCACUCUUCGUGAAACUGCGCAAAUUUGCCUAUGCGGAGGUCGAGGGCGACGCCUUCGGGGACUUGGACAAACCAGACCUGUUUUAUGAAUUCUAUCCGGACACUUACCCAGGCAAGCGAGGUUCGAUGGUGCCGUUUGCCAUGCGCCUUCUGCUGGCCGAGUUGCCGCAGUUCCAGGGGAACCACUGCACGGCCCUCAAUUCCCUCUACAAGCUUCUCAACGUCGUGCACAGGAUUCUUGGAAACUUGACGAACGGCAUAUCUGAGGACGGUAGCCUGCUGGAUAUGGGUGAACAGUUGAGACAAGCCUCCAUGAAACUGUGGGAAGACCGCGAGUGUCGAGUCUACUUCGCCAUCCUCAACUGCGUUCUUAACCAGAAGGACUACGUGGUGGCCAUUAAAGUGGCAAGGAUAUUGCUUGAAAAGAACAGUGGACGCAAAGCGCAGCUGCACUCUGCCAUUGGAAGGAUAUACCUCCAGCUUGGGGACGUGGAAACUGCACAAAGCCAUUUUCACAAAGCAGAGGCCCUGUACCACAGCAUGGCACUGGAGGGAAGACUCGAAAUUCUCAUCAACAAAGGCACAAUGGCCUUGGCUAUGAACAGCUAUGCAGAGGCUUAUCGCUAUUAUGAGGAGGCCAGCAAGCUGCAGCCAAAGAAUCCACUGUUCAUCAACAACAUGGCGGUCUGCCUCCUCUACCUGGGCCGACUGAGCGAGUCCGUCCACCUGCUCGAGUCGACCAUGCAGGGCGACCCCGCUCUCUGCUUGCACGAGGGCUACCUCUUCAACGUCUGCACCCUCUACGAGCUGCAGUCCUCCGAGGCAGCCGCCAAGAAGCGCAGCAUGUUGAGACUCGUUGCAAAACACGCGGGUGACGGCUUCAACGUGGCCUCACUCAAGCUCCAGCCAGCCAAGACGUGACGCUGACUGGGAAGCACGCUGUUGUAGAGAGCUGCGCCGCGCAUCAGGCAACACAGUGACAACGCUCUGCCGUAAGUGGAGCUGUCGUUCGAAGCGUCCCCGUCGAUGGACUUUCCGAGUCUCUCACGAACUUUCAUUACGUGCUAUCGUCCCCCUGGUAAGUGUGAUUGAUGGCGCAUAUUCAGAUGAGCAUAAGCGUUGCUUGUAUGGCUGAUACGAUGAGUCAGCUAGUUUCAAGUAGGGAUACCAAUUCAACUGUUGCGAUACAUGUCAAGAAAGGAAAAUCGCUGGCAUCUUAGGAACCAAAAGUAAAUAAGCAUAAAGAUGUAAAAAAAGGGGGGGGGGGGGCAGUAGCUGUCGAGAACGUGGCGACACUACAUUCACAUUGUGUAUUGCACUUGUACAUUCAUCUUGCCCAGAUGGCCUAACCUUUACGUUUUUUAAGGUGCAUGAAGACAGCAUACUGUCUUUAAACAUUUUUUUAAUUUGUAUACUUGCAUCACUUACUGCACUGUUUGAAUAUCAAUCUUGUCAUGACGUUCAGCUUUGUCAAAGAGCCAAAAUCAAAGGGCAUAUCGAUUUAUCCCAAAUUUGUGCUGUGGAUAAGCAGCUAUGUCCUCUCGUCAACAGUAACAGUCGUGCAUACCGAUGCUGAUGAAUAUUGCCUUGCUGUCCAGCGCAUAGCUUGGUUGACAGCAAAUGCCGAUGUGAAGCCUCAUUGUAGGUUCAUAUUUGGCGCAGAUCUGCAUCAGGCUGCUCUCCACAACUCAAGGUGUAUGUUUUGAUCGAGUUGCUGGGGCUUUAGAAAAGCACAGCAGAUAGUAUGUAGUAAUUGUUGCCAAAGUCAUAACUCGCAUCCGAAGCAAAAUCUGAUGAGGACUUGCCACUUUACAAAAUUGUCAAGUCGUCACUUUGGUCAAUUCAGCCUAACUGAAGGUUAUCAAACCCCAUCACCUUUCACUUUGCCACUGUGCGAAGAUAGGUUCAAAAAGCUGUUUCAGUGCACACACAUGAGCUAAAUUUAGGAUCCUUAAUCAAGAUGAUUGGUAUUAACUACAGUCGGGAUGUAUGCAUGUUAGCAUUUAAUGUGUUAUAUUCUACGAGACAAAACUCGCCUAAAUACAUUCACGAUACGCAUUACUGCUGGUAAAUUUUCUUUUCACUCCAAAACUUUGUCCAAUACUCUUGUUUUAUUAUAGUGUCAAAAUAUCUCUAUUCUAUGUUUUAAAUGCAUCGCAAACCCAUCAGUGCAAUUUUCAUGUUUGGUUUGUUUGUUUGCUUGAUUCUGUAUGGUACUCCACAUACUACAUAGAGUAUGUGCCACAAGACAACAAAAUCUGCAAAAAGUCAUCGUAUUUUGAUGGCUGAGAAGAUAACAUUAUGCUGUAGUCAGCUGUCAUGUAAAUUUUCUUAAUAAUCUACCUAUACCUGUAGAAUAAUAUUAUUUUCGUGCUUUGAAAGAGCAUAUUUAAACUAUUGAUGUCAGCAUUUACUAGCAACAUCUAUAUUAUGCGUUUAACAUCUGCAUUAUGCAAGUUACUAGCAUAGAACAUGAUGUAAUCAUAAAUAAUGUACAAUCCUUGGAAACGUUUAGCUUGGCAGAUAGUAGGAACUAUACCAAAAUUGUUUGUAUGAGAAAAUCUUUUUUUUUUUUUUUUAGAACUGAGUGUCUGUGAAAAGUGUUUAGUAAGGAAAGUGAUGGGGGAAGGGGGUGAUAAUCUGAUAAUCGCUGCUUUAAGCUUUAAGGUAUCACAACCUCAGAAGCUGCUGCAAUCAUUGCCUUACUUUGGCCAUGUGGCACGGUACAUAUGUGUAAAUAUGAAAUGCAGAAAAUGAGUACUAGUUCAUGGAGGACGGGUUGCUAAAAUGUUGUUGCUGAAAUUGAAUUAAAUAUGAACUUUGUUCAGACCUGUUCCUUCACUACGUUUCGGUUUUAUACUCAUGAAUUGAAACAGAAUUUAUUUCUCUUUUAUGGCUAAUGGUGUGCUCCAGAAAACAUUUUAGGUUUCCUUGAAUUGCAAUAUUUCACCAGAGGACAAAGCUCCUAAAUUUCAUCACUAUUGCACCUGUUGAGUGAUAGCAUUAAAAGGGCAUGGAUAUUUUUGUUUUUGAAAGACGAUAGUCUUUCUUGUGAUUCUUGCUUACAGAUAUUUUGGGCUGUCUGUCACACGAUUCAGCCAUCAGGCCAAUGUUUAAGCACUUGUUGGUGACUUUGGUGGCUGCGUUCAUACUUGUGAACAUUGUCAAUCAAAAAGCAAAUAUUAUGCUUAUCUGCAGUGCAACAUCAAUGUGUAAGUAUUAGGUAUUGUGUUCCUUUACUACAAAAUACGCAGAUAUGUAAUUCUAAAGUCUCGAGUGUAUAUUAUGCUGCCCUGAAAAUGCCAUGCUAUGCACAAAAAGUGCUCUGCCGACGAUAUAAUGCUGCCACCGGGCAGUGGCCCUGGGUUCUGCACAAGCUCGCAUUUCCCAAUGACAAUGCCAGAUAGCAUCCAUAUCUUACACUGCGCCUCCUCUAUUUUAUUGAUGCCAGAGAUGUGGCCGACUCAACAUAGAGUGGCCGACUCAACAUAGAGGAGGCACUGUCUGAGGCAAGGUGAAGCGUAAAUGGCCGCUUGGCCUUUCGAUGACAUUUGCAGUGAAGCCCACAGAUAUGCCGUCAAUUUUUUAAUAUAGUUGUUUUCUUGUUGUUACAUAGUUCAUUGCGUUUUAGUUUUCUUGUGUAUUUGUGUUUUCAUUCACAUCAGUGUUAAAGAAAAUCUAAAUUAAUGUGCAAUACACUGGAUUUCUGGCUUUUGCUGAAGUUUGGAACACCGUGAUUCAGCUGGGAAUGCAUGCAAGGUUAAGUGAGUAUCGUGUAAUUUUCAUGUGUUGAAAUAGUUACGCAUUUACCAUUUUUCAUGAACGUAAGUGUGCAACAUAUGUCGCACUUUGUAGCAUGUUUUCUGCUCAUGCUGCAUGCUUUUGCAAAUGAUAGUCAUUUUGAGGUGAACAAGCAGCUUGACAGAGCAGCAGAGGCUACAAGAAUGUUUUGAAGACACCUUUACGACAUUGGUCACAGCUAUCAACCAACUAAUCAGUGAGAAUCUGUAAUAGCUAGCUAUCAAGGCAUCUAUUUCAAGGACUACCUCUACAUCUUUUGUCAUGGUUCCUUGACAUAAGACUGCAGUUGUGUUUACCUAGACUUUUACAGCAACCAACUAGCAAGGUAAAUGUGUAAUAACUAACUACGCUCAAACCUCAAUAUGACGAAUCCAGGCAUACCGAAGUAUUGGUUGUAACAAAGUAAAUGAAGAGUAGUCUUGCUAUAAAUAUAGGAUUAGAAAUAUAUCUAUAUAACAAAUUUUUGGAUAUAACAAACUUAUUUUUGUGUAAAUCGUUAUAAAGAGGUUUGAGUGUAUCAGGCAUCUAACUAUUCUAUACAUUUCUCAUGCUUUUACGACAUAAUGACGCGCUCUAUCUUACAUAACCUAAAUGGUUCUCAAAUGGGGGUUCACGAAGCCAUUUCCAUGAUCUGCGAAAUCCUCACCCGCAUUUUUUUUAAGCGUGACUGUGCCACGCAUUGAUGAACUGUGCAAAAUGAAGUGAUGUGGCAUGUUUGUUUGAUGUUUUGAUAGCAAUACAAGGGACCUGUUUCACGCUCCAAUUGUAUUUUAGUUUAUCCACGUACCCCCUCUCUUCCCUCUGCUGCAAGGGAGGGAGGCAGGUACACAAGGGGUCCCGACACAUCCAUGGCUGAGAACCACUGACCGAGGCGAUUUUGGACCCACCCUUGACAGCUUGUUAUUGCUUCUGUUGUUCAUUGUCGCACUGCCAUUAUCUGCAUUAGCGUUCAUCUGUAAUGAGAUUUACUCUUGGCCACAUACAAGGCAUCGUUAGCAUGACUUUGUUAUAUGUGAUAACUUGUUACAACGGUAUACUCAUAACACUAUUGCAAGACUAUUCUUCAUUCACUUUCUUAUAGCUGAUAUUUCGUAAUGUCCGGUUUUGUUGUAUCAAGGCUUGAGCAUACACUGUUUGAUGAAGUUGUUUUUUAGUCGGAAACUGUUCAAUGCCCCAGAUGCUUUUGCGUAAAAAUGUGCAGCGAAGUGCUUGAGGAUGUCAAAAAGUCACUUUACAAAAGGCCGUCUGCCACGGGUAAAAAAAUAGUUUAUUACAAAACAAUAAAAAUAUUAUUGGAAACCUC